This is a messenger RNA of Calidris pugnax (ruff), 1058 nucleotides long. RefSeq names its product enoyl-CoA hydratase, short chain, 1, mitochondrial (gene ECHS1). Lineage: Eukaryota; Metazoa; Chordata; Aves; Charadriiformes; Scolopacidae. The coding region runs from base 1 to 900 and encodes 299 amino acids. Gene Ontology annotation, cellular component: mitochondrion. Gene Ontology annotation, molecular function: enoyl-CoA hydratase activity. The record is from RefSeq and is a predicted model, not a curated record. The transcript is spliced from 8 exons. Gene Ontology annotation, biological process: fatty acid beta-oxidation.
AUGGCCGCCUCGCUGCGCGCUUUCCUCCGGCCCGCCGCCGCCGCCGUGUGCCCCUCCCGCCGCGCGCUCCUCCCGCCGCCCCGGCCCCUCCCGGGGGCGCGAGCCUGCAGCGCCGGGUCCCCGUUCCAGUACCUGGUGGUGCAGAAGACGGGCGCGCGGCAGAGCGUGGGGCUGGUCCAGCUGAACCGGCCGCAGGCGCUCAAUGCCCUCUGCGAGGGGCUGAUGGAGGAGCUGCGGCGGGCGCUGGAGGACCUGGAGAAUGACCCCCAGGUGGGGGCCAUCGUCAUCACUGGCAGCCAAAAAGCCUUCGCAGCUGGUGCCGAUAUCAAGGAGAUGCAGAGUAAAACCUUCCAGGAGUGUUACAGCAGCAGCUUCCUUGCCGGCUGGGACAAGGUCUCCACCAUCCGCAAACCCAUCAUCGCUGCCGUCAACGGCUUCGCUCUGGGUGGCGGGUGUGAGCUGGCCAUGAUGUGCGACAUCAUCUACGCUGGUGAGAAAGCACAGUUCGGGCAACCCGAAAUCCUGCUGGGGACCAUCCCAGGUGCUGGAGGGACGCAGAGGUUGACCAGGGCAGUGGGGAAGUCACUGGCCAUGGAGAUGGUCCUCACUGGGGACCGGAUUUCAGCAGCGGAGGCGAAAGAGGCAGGGCUGGUGAGCAAGGUCUUCCCCGUGGAAACGCUAGUGGACGCAGCCAUCGCCUGCGCUGAGAAGAUCGCCAGCAACUCCAAGCUGGUGGCCGCCAUGGCAAAGGAGUCAGUCAAUGCCGCCUUCGAGACGACGCUGGCAGAGGGGACCAGGACAGAGAAGCGGCUUUUUUAUGCCACCUUUGCUACCGGUGACCGCAAGGAGGGGAUGACGGCGUUUGUGGAGAAGCGCAAGGCCAACUUUACCGACAGCUAAGCCCAGGGAGGGGGGAGCAGGUCCCCUCUGCCCCCCUGCCUCACCCCAUGGAGGGGUCUGGCACCCAGCCAGCAGCCAUACUGGCCUGGGGGGAGACCAUGAGUGGCGGGGACCGCAUUUGCCAUUGCUAUUAAAAGGUUUUCCUGGCGCUACUGGGA